CGCUUAUUUUGUUAGCAAGUAGGACGAAAUCAUGGCUAGUCUGGCAAGAAAACUAGGGAAGAUAAACUAUAAAAGCUCGGCGCUUUUCCUGUGUGACAUGCAAGAGAAGUUCCGCGGAAACAUUCAGUAUUAUCCCCAGAUUCUUACAGUGGCCAACAAGAUGCUCCAGGGAGCUCAGGCUUUGGACAUGCCAGUAAUAGUCACGGAACAAUAUCCAAAAGGUCUUGGCCCAACUGUGUCAGAACUCGAUGUCAGUCAGUUGAAAGUUUACCCGAAGACACAGUUUUCAAUGUUGAUACCAGAUGUUGUAGAUCGACUAUCAGCUAUGAAGGAGACAAAGUCUGUCAUUAUUUGCGGUAUUGAGACCCAAAUCUGCGUCCAGAACACUGUUCUCGAUCUCCUAGAGAAAAAUUAUGACGUCCAUUUGAUUGCUGAUGCUUGCUCCUCAAGAACUAUGGUUGACAGGAUGUUUGCGUUCCAGAGGAUGAAGGAGGCUGGAGCAUUCCUGACUACGAGUGAAAGUAUGCUUUUUUCUCUGUGUAAUGAUGCAGCACAUCCAAACUUCAAACCGAUACAGAAGCUGAUCUGGGAUUCGGCACCAGACAGUGGCCUCCUCAGCACAUCUAUCAAGGGCGAGACAGCAGUCUAAGGGCAGUUGGGUAGGGGAGACAUGUGACAGAUGACAUUCUAGGGAUAUUGGGGAAAGUCAAACAAGUGACUUAUUUUAUCAGAAUUUUUAAAUGGUAAUGGUAAAUAUAUCUAGUCUAUGAUAAAGUGCUAAAAAUUAAACUGGAUAAACUCUGGAUCUUGAACUCAAUAAUAACAGUGAUGUGAUUGAUGUUAAAUGAUUAUUCUCAGAUAAAUAUGUUGUGAUUUUAAUCAAUAAUCUGAGAUUUAAAAUCAACAGAAUCACUGUAAAAUUUUAAAUGACUUUAAUUAAUACAAUUUUUAAUCAGCCUGAUGUUGUUAAUUAAGGUCUCCCUAUGAUUUGGGAAAAAAAAGGUUAAUCAUACAUAAUCUUAUGAUGUUGAGCAAGAUGGAUGCUGUCAGUGAUGGCCUUUGAAAUCAUGUUCAGGUGUUUGACAUACAAAACUAUCAGAAUUGUGGCUAUAGCCUUGUUCCGUGUUCAUGAUCAUAUUGAGAACCAGAUUCAGGCUAUGCGGAAAUUUUGCAAACAUGUAUUAUUAGUGACUUCAGAGAUACAAAUUAAUUAUUCUACUGAUUAUAAAUCGUUGCAAUUACCAAUAUGUUUUUGGUAACAUUGUAACAUCAUAUCUAGAUUUACUGUAGAAAUGAACAGUGACUUGGCACAACGGUCCAUAUAUAAUAUAUAUAUUUGAUGUAUCAUAUGUGAACCAUUGGUUGGAAAUAUAUGACAGGUCCCUGUGGUCUUGAAUAGCUAGUGACAAUGUAUGCUACAAAUAUAAAUGUUGCAUUUAAAAUGAUGUUAUUUAGCAAGGACUGGAUUUUAAUUUAUCUAUUGCAGUGUGUUUACAUAAUUAUAUAUAUGUAAAAAUUUAACAUUUUUGUAUGAUUUGUUUACUAUUUUUGAAAUCAUAAAUAAAUAAUCAGUUUAUAAAA
This is a messenger RNA of Pecten maximus, 1581 nucleotides long. Its product is annotated as isochorismatase domain-containing protein 2-like. Gene Ontology annotation, cellular component: cytoplasm. The record is from RefSeq and is a predicted model, not a curated record. Lineage: Eukaryota; Metazoa; Mollusca; Bivalvia; Pectinida; Pectinidae. The coding region runs from base 32 to 649 and encodes 205 amino acids. The transcript has 4 exons.